Messenger RNA from Trichomonas vaginalis G3, 1386 nucleotides. RefSeq names its product protein ubiquitination. Lineage: Eukaryota; Parabasalia; Trichomonadida; Trichomonadidae. Gene Ontology annotation, molecular function: protein binding. The transcript has a single exon. Bases 1 to 1386 code for a protein of 461 amino acids. The record is from RefSeq and is a predicted model, not a curated record.
AUGAAUGCAUUUAGCGAUAUAAUUUCUUCAAUCAAUGCUUUAUAUAAGCUCAAUACAGCUGAUGAAGAGGUUCUCGAAAAGAUAUACCAAGAUUUAAAAUUCAAAGUAAUUGAAACAAAACAGCUUCCACCAGAUACUGUACUCGAAAUGAUAGGAAGAGUAGCAAAAUUCAGAAACCGCUAUAUCAAAUCAUACUGGUACAUUUUUCAAAAACUUGACUUAGAAUAUUUGAUAAAUACAGGAAAAAAUACUACAGAGCCUAUUAAACUAUUUCUUUACAAUGAUAGUACUAUAGAUGAGUUAGAUUUUCAUGAAGAAAACACAAUUUACAAGGCAAUUAUGGAUAAUAACGUGAAAUCAUUUGCAAGAUUCAUAGAAGAAGACGGAUUUGAUAAAGACAAAAAGCUUAUCCAUGAUUUAUAUCCAUAUGCAGACACAGGAUACACAAUACUUGAAUUAUGCUGUCAUCAUGGCGCUUUAGAUUGUUUCAGAUGUUUCAGAUCGAAAUUUGAUGUAGAAAUUACCAAAGAAUGCGUUGAACUUGCAUUCUUUAGUGAUAAUCCAGAAAUCUUGAAUGAAUGCUUUAAGUAUAUUAAACCAGAUGAAGAUACAAUGAAAUAUGCAAUUCUUUCACAUAACCUCGAUUUCGUGAUUUAUUUGAUGAAUAAUUUCAAUUUAGAAAUUGAUUUGGAUACCUGCACAGCAACAAUAAAUUACGAAGCUUUCUUCGUUUAUUUGGAUCAGACAAAAGAAAUCAAUAAAUGUCUUUUCUAUUCUCCUGGUUUUCAUAAUCCUUCAUUAUGCGAAUAUUUACUAAAUCAUGGUGCAGAUAUAAAUGCUCAAGUAGAAUUUGAAGCAACAGCUCUUAAUAGAGCAACUCAAAUCGAUUCAACUAUAAUUCUAGAAUAUCUUUUUUCUAAGGGCGCUGAUCUUACUCAUAAAGAUUAUGCCAAAAAAUCACUUAUUCAUUAUGCUGCUUAUUUUGAUAGUCCGAAUGUUGCAGAAAUUCUCAUUUCUAAGGGAGCAGAUCUCACUGAAAAAGAUGAUCAUGGAAACACUCCACUUCAUUAUGCUGUUUUAAAUAGCUGUGUUAACGUAAUGAAAAUUAUUCUUUCACAUGAGAUUGAUGUCAAUGCGAAAAAUAAUGAAGGAAAAACUCCUGUCCAUUAUGAAUCAUAUUGGAGUCGAAUGGAAAUAUUGGAUUUACUUCUUGCUCAUGGAGCUGAUAUAAAUGCUAAAGAUAACGAAGGAAGAACUGCUCUUCACGUAGCAGCCAUUAAAAACAAUUCAAAAGUUGCAGAAUACCUCAUCACACAUGGUGCAGACAUCAAUAUUUUGGAUAAUGAAAACAAGACUGCUAGGGUUGUUAAAAAUAUCAAAAAUUAG